UUUUUUUUUUUGGACUGGGACCGGCAGAGGAACUAUCGGGAUACAACCAUAUUAUGAGCUUGUGUUGGUGUCAUGACAAGAAUAGGGUUUAAAAUAGACUGCUGUUGUACCACACAAAAGCCUAAAGUCGGGUUGCACGAUAAUUUUGGUACUUGUCGACGUCCGUAGUUGUUGCGGAAUGGGAUUUGCAUGAUGGGAGUUGUAGUUUGCUGUUCUGUGACCCUGGGUGCCUGUGAAGCAGCAUGGUAUUAAAGGGAAUUUCACGCUGAUUGUUUUCUAAAUGGUUUGAGGCAUUUUCAGGAGUUUUCAGAGACUUCAUAACAGCCCUUUAUCUUCAAGAUCAUUCCAUAUCUGUGAAUAUAUAAAAUAAUUGUCAUAUUACUUGUGUUUAUCUUCCUGGAUAAGAACGUGUAUUCUACACAGCGUAUCUGUCAUCUGCUUGUGAACCAAUGCCUUUUCUCCUUUUUUCAUCUUGAAUGGCAGUCUCCACAGCUACAUGACAACUUAUAGUGUUUCUGAAGCAAACACAUCUCUUUUAACAGGGAAAUGCCACAAUGAAACCUCUGCAAUGUAUUGGACAAUGGAGGAAAUGCAUCUUUCACUUCCAUUCAGCCAUCACUUUUAUUCCUCUUCGUAAAGCAAAGACUUCUUGUUUUACUGGGCCCUUUAACUCAGGUUUAUUGCUCCCAAAUGUGCUUUCUGCACUCCAACGGCUUGGAGAUCAUCCACGAAGAUCAUAUUUGCAGAAUACAUGUACUUUGUGGGAAUGUGAAAUAUUUCAGAAUUACUUGCAGUCCUUGAGCAAAGAGCAUGAACGUUUAACUGAAAUGCUGGGCCAAACUUCAGUAAGAGAAGAUGAUCGUAGGUCUGCUAGCAGGAGACACUCUGAACUUUCUCGACUUAUUGGUCUUUUAAGAGAUAUUAAGGAAACAGAGCAAGACGUCAGAGAACUGGAAUUAAUGUGUGCUGACAACAGAGAGGAGGGGCAAAUGCUUGCCCUUGCUCUAGAAGAAAAGAAUACAUUGAAGCAAAAUAUUAACAAAUUACGUGGAAAGCUCCUGCAGGCUUUACUACCGCAUGAGAAAUAUGAUAUGAAUGAUGCAGUGCUGGAAGUCACAUCUGGCAGAACAACUGGAGGUGAUAUUUGCCAGCAAUUUACUAAAGAAAUUUUUGAUAUGUACCAGAAUUAUGCAUACUACAAGUCUUGGUCAUUUGAAAUUUUGAAUUACUCUCCAGCUGAAUAUGGUGGACUGCAUCAUGCUGCAGCGCGGAUUUCAGGAGAGGGAGUGUAUAAGCGCCUGAAAUACGAAGGAGGCACUCACAGGGUGCAGAGAAUUCCUGAGGUGGGCCUCUCUUCUAGGAUGCAGAGGAUUCAUACUGGAACCAUGACAGUAAUUGUGCUUCCACAACCUGAUGAGGUGGAAGUUAAAAUUGAUUCCAAAGACCUGCGUAUUGAUACUUUCCGAUCAAAAGGCGCAGGGGGACAGCAUGUGAACACAACCGACAGUGCCGUGAGGAUUGUUCAUAUACCUACAGGUAUAGCUGUUGAAUGCCAACAGGAACGCUCACAAAUUGCAAACAAGGAAAAAGCUCUACGGAUCCUGAGAAUGAGGCUGUAUGAACAGACAGUAGAACAGGAAUUGUUGGAGAGGCGCAGUGCAAGGAAGUUACAGGUAGGCACAAGAGCUCAAUCUGAAAGAAUUCGAACAUACAACUUUACCCAGGAUAGACUGACUGAUCACAGAAUACACUAUGAAGUUCGCAAUAUUAAGGAAUUCUUAAAUGGUGAAGAACUUCUAGAUGAUCUAAUACAGAAGUUACAAGAAUCUGCUGAUACAGAAGCCAUCCUGGAGCUUAUAGAAAACUAUUCUGUAACACAUGGAAAAUGAUACAGUCCUCUUUCAUAGGGGCAUUGUAUAUGGCAGAUCACACUAUUUGCUGUGUGCAAGCAACAGGACAAAAAACUGAACACCAAGAUGCAUAUGGCAAUUGGAUAUGCAAAAGUUUACUCAUCAUAUAUUGUCUCCCAGUCAGAAGUUAUUCAAAAAUAUACCAAAAUGUAAUGUGACUAUGUGUCAUAUAAAUUACUGAAUAGAGGAAGGCUGGCAUGGCUCCCUUAGUCAGUUAUUUGACUUACCUUACCUCAGACAUAAACCUGAAAUAAUAUCCUUUCUAAAGGAAAUCUAUGCAAUUUUUAAUAGGUUUUACUAUACAUUCGCUUUAACUUUCAAAGAAAGGUUUUACUGAAACAUAGAGGGGCUUAUUUACAAGCCAGAACAACCACAUUGUGCAGCCCUAUGAUUCAAACUUAAUCAGUUGUGAGGUGAAGUUGCACUUUUAUACCUAGGGCACCAACUGGAGCCUUAAUGUUAGAUAAAAUCCUGUGUAGAUAUGUAUGCAUGUUGCACCUACAUUUUCUUGGCAGUUUCUUCAUGUAGUACACUGACUUAAGUGAACACUGCUGUGAAAAUUAAUGGGAAUGACAUCAUUAUUAAACAUAUGGAGCUAUGUGAACAUCUGUACAGAUGUAAAUUGAUAACUUAUGGGAAGAGAUCUGCAGUCAUGUAUAGUCAAUUGGGGUGCAUAUUGCUAGAAGAGCCUGUAUGUAGGUUGCAACCAAACUGGAAGCACAGAGAAGCAGUUAAAAUUGUACUUCUAUUAGCCAGGGAGACCAAUAUGUAUGUAUAUACAAUUAUUUUAAAUGCACAUCUGAUCACUGUAACACUCCUAUGCCUUUUGAUAGCUGCUUCCUUUUCAUGUCACUGGAAAGAACAUUUUUCAUGGCAAACUCUGCCUUCAGUAAGUGGGGAUUCCCCUACUACCAGCAGUGUCUGUAAUAGAUGCUGUGUUUCUCUUUGAGAUUAAUGGGAAUAGAAUGUCAGUGGGCCAAAAGUUUUAAUAAAUUAGUAGACACAAGGACAUGUACUGGGGACAGAUAUUGAGUGAUACAGGGCUGCUUUAUCAGAGCGGUAGGACUUUAUAUAAGACAUAUUAAUAAUAUAUAAUAAUAAUAAUCAUUUUUUGGUAACAUAUCCCCCUGUCUUUAAAAUGUAUUGUGCUUCUAUAAAAAAAAUGUUCCCUUUAAA
This is a messenger RNA of Xenopus tropicalis (tropical clawed frog), 3086 nucleotides long. RefSeq names its product mitochondrial translational release factor 1 (gene mtrf1). Gene Ontology annotation, cellular component: cytoplasm. Bases 555 to 1889 code for a protein of 444 amino acids. NCBI's taxonomy places the organism in Eukaryota, Metazoa, Chordata, Amphibia, Anura, Pipidae. Gene Ontology annotation, molecular function: translation release factor activity. The transcript is spliced from 10 exons. Gene Ontology annotation, biological process: translation; translational termination. The record is from RefSeq and is a predicted model, not a curated record.